ACAAGCGGACGGAAAGAUUCUCUACAGCAAUGGCACUGGAUUUGUAUUACAUGCCACUUUCGGCUCCCUGCCAAUCGAUUCGCCUUUUGGCCAAGGGCAUGAAUUUGCACCUGAACUUGGUCUUCUUGGAUCUCUUCAAGGGCGAACACAUGAAGCCGGAGUUCCUCAAGAUCAAUCCACAACAUGUGAUUCCAACGUUGGUCGACAACGACUUUGUCCUGUGGGAAUCGCGUGCCAUCCUAAUCUAUCUGUGCGAAAAGUACGGCAAGAAUGACAAGUUCUACCCGCGUGACCCGAAGAAGCGGGCCGUCGUCAACCAGCGGUUGUACUUCGACAUGGGAACCCUGUAUCAGCGAUUCUCCCAGUACUACUAUCCGGCAAUUUUCGAGGGUCAGAAGUUCGAAGAGGAAAAGUUCCAAAAACUGGAGGAAGCUUUCGAUUUUCUCGAAAUCUACCUCGGACAGAAUACGUACGUUGCGGGCGAUAAGGUCACCAUUGCCGAUUUCUGCUGCUUGGCGUCGAUCACCACUAUGAAAGUCUCCGCUGGCAUCGACUUUUCCAAGUACGGCAACAUCGAACGUUGGUAUGCGCUACUGGCUGAAGAAGUGGCUGGUCAUGAUGAGGUUUGCGUCCAGGGAGCACAGGAAUUUCUGCCAUUUUUCCAAGCCGCCCGUAAGGCAACCGAGGAGCAAUAGUUGAGUUUAACUGAUGUGAAAUGUGUG
Messenger RNA from Ochlerotatus camptorhynchus, 722 nucleotides. RefSeq names its product glutathione S-transferase 1-1-like. The transcript has 2 exons. The coding region runs from base 30 to 695 and encodes 221 amino acids. Gene Ontology annotation, biological process: glutathione metabolic process. Lineage: Eukaryota; Metazoa; Arthropoda; Insecta; Diptera; Culicidae. Gene Ontology annotation, molecular function: glutathione transferase activity. The record is from RefSeq and is a predicted model, not a curated record.